Molecule: messenger RNA, 430 nt
Organism: Dentiscutata heterogama
Lineage: Eukaryota; Fungi; Glomeromycota; Glomeromycetes; Diversisporales; Gigasporaceae
Source: the annotation of a GenBank genome assembly
AAAGGAUUAUCAGGCCAAACUAAAUUCAUUGGGUGUUAAUAUUAAUGGUGUUGGAGAAGUUUCAAGUUUGGCUUCUGAAAUCUGGAAAGAACAACCUGAUCCUGUAAAAAACUAUUUCAAAAUUGCCGCUGAAGUAGCUAAGGAAAUUCAUAAAGAAAAAAAUCCUUCUUAUAGAUAUUCCCCCCAAAAAAACCGCAAAAAGAUUAAAUCUAACAAAAAGACUAAAUCUAACAAAAAGACUAAAUCUAACAAAAAGAUUAAAUCUAACAAAAUAUCCAAGAAAGCGCAUAAUAAUACGAAAGUUCCGAAUUACGAUCAGCGCCCGGAUUCGGAUAUUCCUCCAGAACGUUCAAAUAAUCAUCUUAACGGCGAUCCCGAGGAUGACAUUUUUUUCCAAAACCUCUCUGCGUUUACGCACAUCUCCCGUUGA